Molecule: messenger RNA, 1419 nt
Organism: Botrytis fragariae
Lineage: Eukaryota; Fungi; Ascomycota; Leotiomycetes; Helotiales; Sclerotiniaceae
Exons: 3
Coding region: 1-1419 (472 amino acids)
Source: RefSeq, a predicted model, not a curated record
AUGGGUACCUCUUCGCAGAAGAAUUCUCAACGUCAAGAUAUUGCAUCGCCUGGCUAUUUGAUGGCCAGUCAGGUUGAAGACAGAGGAAGCAUUGGUUGUGGAAUGGCUACCGCAGCUAUCCUGGAUGAUCAAGUCAUGACAAAUAAUGAAGUCAAACCUGUGGCUAUACAAAACAAGUUUCAAACAAAUUAUACUUCAGUCACCCCAGUCAGCCUAGUCAAUCUAGAUUCUGAGUACAACACCGACAAUGACCCUACCCCCCCUGGAAAAGAGAAAUUCGAAGCAGCUUACUACAGUCCUGAGAUGUUCAACUUCUUCGAGAUGCAAGUUCAUCGAAAUGGCCUACUCAGUAUCAUGGAUGCAACAGCUUCGGCUGAUUCAUUUAUUUUAUUCACAUUCCUGCCGAUCGAACUGCAAAGAAAGAUUUGGUUCUAUGCUUUGCCACCACCAGACAGCAACGUUUGGGCUCUGGUUAACGUAAGAUAUUGCGACAAUGAUACCAAGGCUGCGAUUUCUAUCGAUAAUGAUGCUUCGUCAAUCAGUCGCAAUGCAUUGCCAUUCCCAGAUGCUCUACAAUCUGUAUGCCGUACGGCAAGAGAGAUAUUCUUGAAGCACUAUAGUCAAUUCAAAUUUGAUGGUAUCAAUAAGAAAAUCCGUGAUCCUGAGGAUGAGGAUGGCGAUGAUUACCGAGAGAUGACAGUGAUGGCAAAACCCGGUAUAUGGUUCGAUACGGAAGUGGAUACCUUACAUCUCACAAACAUGUAUCUGCUUCCAAUGUAUACGGAUGAUUACAAAGUUUCUAUGGACUUAACAGGGCUGAGAUCUUUGACUAUAGAUUUGAUAAGUAUGCAAUGGGUAUGUGAUACCAAACGAGAUAUGGACAUAUUCUGGACAGGAUUAGAAAGCCAUUGCCAUGUACUCGAACGACUCACCAUUGUACUCAAUAAUAUACGUGAAUUCCCGCGUGUUCAGCGAGCAUUCGAUGGAACUUCCCCGGAACAUCGAUUUCAGGACUUUGAUGAGGCGUUUAUUGAACAAUUGCGACACAGUCAGUAUGUUCAACCACGCAUCCAUUCGGAUAAGCUUGAGCGGGAUAUCCAGAGGAGUUGCGAAUUGUGGGAAACUCGCAGUCUGAAGGCAAAGCAGGCGAACAUGGAUUAUUGGAAAAAGAUUGAUCUCAGGCCAGUAUGGAUGGUUUAUAUCACUUCAUUUUAUGUCAAUUAUAUUAGUAGGGAGAUAUUUCCGGGACCCUUUAUGGCGGUUCAAACAUAUGGGUUCCCAACGCUUUUUAUAAGAUGUAAUGAGGAUGGAUCAUUGCUCGAUGAAUAUGACCACUUCAAGGAGCUUUUCGAUGAGGAAGACGAGAAGAUCGUGGAACCCUUCGAGGAGGAACGUCUCAUUGUUAUUGGCGACGACUGA